Molecule: messenger RNA, 3291 nt
Organism: Hypoxylon trugodes
Lineage: Eukaryota; Fungi; Ascomycota; Sordariomycetes; Xylariales; Hypoxylaceae
Exons: 3
Coding region: 1-2838 (945 amino acids)
Cellular component (GO): cytosol
Source: RefSeq, a predicted model, not a curated record
AUGGCAUCGUCUCCUUCGAGGUCAACCAACCAGGUAGAUCCUGAUGCAGAUAAGAUGUGGAAAAACGACUCUAUCGAGGAGCGUAUCUUCUCGGCAGCUCUCAUAUGCCUCGAGGGUCACUACAACCAGUCUCCUGUUAUGGGGUCUCAAUCUAUCUCCAAAAUCACCAGUAUUAUUUCGAAAACGCUAGAGAAGACACAUACCUUCAAAGACGUUAGGGAGAUAUUAUCGAGGAACGUGCGCGUUUGGAUAUGGUUACGUCGAGCUGUGUGUGCAGCCAUAUGCGACCUGAACGAGAAAUCCCUCGGCGUACGAUCCAAGCCUUUCGUGCAAACUAAAUUCCUUGAUAUCACUACCCCAGAGGUUACCGCCUUGAUUAUUAAGAAUUAUACGCCUCUAAAAGAAGCCUUACAGAUGUUAAACAAGCUUAUGCACAUUGCUCGUAAUCUUCUAGUCACAACCGAUCCCGAGGUACCCCAAGAUCUAUCGGCGGCUAUCCACUUCGACCACGAGGUUUAUGAGUCAAUAUGCCUCUGUGUUAAUGUCACUAGCAAAGGAAUCGACGGCGAGAUGCCGGAAGAUGAGGCUUCCAGGGCCAAACUAAAUGAGAUAACCGAACUCUGUAAGAAGGUUCUCGUGACGUCUCUACAACAGGCCCAUAACUGGAUAGCUAAGAACGAUCGAAACAAGAUGUUGUUUUGGUUUAAAGUAUUAAUUGAGUCGCCGGACGCCGAUAGCAACCCGGGCCCGGAAGAUCGCCAUGAGUCAGUUCUAGAUUACCCAGCUCCUAGAAGUAUUCAUCUCCGGGACGAAAUAUCGAAUUGGCUCAAGAGAUCAUCGCGCAUGUGUGACGCCGCCGCUAGCAUCUGCAAGGAAUAUCUCGACGCGCAAAAUACCGAAAAGAAGGAACAAUGGUUGCCUUAUGAUGGGAGCCUUCUCGCCUGGAAUUACACUCCACCAGAAACAUGGGCUUGGCAACCCGACAUUUACGACGAUGCCGCCGAGGUGGUCUCAACGUGGAAUCCCGAGGCCAAUGAUAAGUUCGAGCAGGACAAAGUAUAUGGUCGCGUAUCGCAUGAGCUCGACAAGUGGUGGUAUGGUGCACGUAUCCCCAAUUCUAACGACUGGAGCCUGACUAUGUACUCGACUGUCGAAUCCGUACCCCGACGUAUUAAGGAAUGCGAGGAAAAUCUCAUGCAACGCUAUGCCGGGGCAGACCACCAGGAGGAGCCCAGUGAGGUACUUGAGCACUCAGGAGAUGACGGACAAAAUAACGAGUGGCAAGACCAAGCGCCAUCAGCGUCGCAAAAUUUCGCUCCUGAGUACGACGAGUACGAGGAAGAAGCGGAUGAUGAUGAGUCAUAUGGCGAAGGACCAAUGACUGGACUUCUUACUGAGGUACCAAAUAUCCUAGAUCCCAAGCAGAUUGAAGCUCUUCAUAUGAUAGUUAAGUCAUGUAUAUUGGAUUCGGCUGGGUCUGGCUCGACUAGAUUUGGCGAGAACCUGCAACAAACCCGGUGUCGCAUCUUCCUCGCUACAGAUUGUGGGAGGAACCUUUUGCGUGAAAUGCUUGUUUUCAUCGCCGUGUGGGAAAAAGACGAACAAUCUCUCAUAUUUCAAAUCAGCAGCCAGAUUGUGCAGGCAAUCCACGAGAAUUCGCUUAUCCCGUAUGCAUGGAUGGCCCUCCGGAGUCCAAAAGAUAUAAUAUCUCCGGCGCAAACAGUUUUACUGCGCCUUAUUACCUACCUGUUUCGCACGGCUCUCUUCCCGCCGAAAGACUACAACCCCUUCCCAGAUCCUAAAACACAGGAUGUAGAAAAAAUACUCUCGAACGAAGAUGUCCGCCUCGGCAAGAUGCUCAACUACUUAUAUGGUUUAUUCCGGAGCCGUAUUGUUCCGGAGUGCGUGGCAUUGAUGCAGAUACAAGGCGAAGUCCGCAAGGGCCGGUUAGACCCCUCGGAGUUUCCCGUCGAUAACUGGGAUCUGGAGCGGGCAAAGGAUGGCUUAGUACAAUACCUUGAUUUCCUUUAUACCGUUGCUGACAUUUACACUCUCCGUCAGCAUCUUAUUGACUACGAAGCCGUAUAUGAACUUCUUAAGCUGCUCGAGGGCCUGGAUAUCGGCGUAGAAAAGGCACCUUUUCCAGGCACACGACGAAACGAACCUUCUACAACUACUUCCACCACAACCUCAAUCCCCCAAGCCUCAUCAUCUAAUAAUGCGCCCCCGCCACCGCCUCCCCCACCUCCCAUUUCCGACCCGCCACACGAGUUCCCCUGGUCCGGUAUCAAAGGCCAGGUCCUAUCUAUCCUUGCUGCUCUACUGCAGCCACCACCUGGUCAAUCCUCGCCUGGCAACCCAACGGUGCAGCUUCAAAUCUUACAGCACAACGGAAUCGUUGCACUGCUUAAUUGUUGUUUAUAUGACGACAACAAUCGCUUCUGUCGCGAGCGCACACAACUCUGUCUGAAAUGGUUAAUGGACGGUUGCCCGGACGCCUCAGCGUUUUUGCAGAACUUAGUGAGCGCCAACCAGGGGCAACCGGCGACGCGUCCACCGGCGGGCAGUGCCAGUGUAACGCAAAGCGUCCGAAUCGACGGUGUACCUGGUGAGGUUCGAGUUCAAGUGCGCAGCUCAAGCGCGCCCGUUGGAGAGGUCGGUGAGGUAGUGGGGGACACGACCGCUGUGGGUGCGAACCUGAGGAGCAGAUUAGAACAGAACCAAAGUCAGCGCGAUGAGCUCGUCAACGACCUCCUCGCACUGACGGUAGUGGACGAGUCGGGUAAGAUGACUAUCGCGCCCGAUGGAAACGAAACAGAGGAUGACGAUUUCAUGUAGUGGCCCGGAGGGUUUGAAGAGGGUCUACACUAGAUGACUAGGUAUGUACGACGGUGGUUUGUGGCGGUACGAAGUUCGUGAAUAUGCAUUUCAUGUCCUACGGGUUGCAUCGGAUAGGCGUAAAAAACGGUGUGCAUUAGGUAGAUAUAGGUAACAGGUAUUAAGAGGCGUUAUUUGUUACUUUUGUUACUUUUGUUACUGAAUAUUAUUACCUCGAUGUCUGCAUUUGCGGUGGAGAUUGAUAGGAAGGAUAUUGUCUUGAAUCCCGGCGAGUAAGCUAUCAUGAAUGACACCUCACCUAAUAGGUGAUAACUUGGAUAAUCAUUUGAAGGUGGAAAAUACCUCUAUUUCUUCGAUCCCGUUAUCUUUUAUCUCUAUACCCCGGUAUCUAUCUAGCGGUAAAUUGAAAGCCAGUAUAGCACUGUACGGAUAUUCCAAUCCCUAAAUCCCCGA